AUUACAUAUCGCCUCUCAGAGUAUAAGUAUCGCAUAAUUUCAGGCUACCGAUAGCUUAACGAACCAGCUCUUUCAGGGGCAACUAACUGGACAACCGUACCCGAUUCGACGCCUUGCGGAACCAUGACUACCAAGAUCAUCGACAUCCGUGUCGACACUGCCGAAUCUGAUAUCCUGUCUGAUAUUAAAAAGGGCCUAAGGCCCAAGGAUGGUGGCGAGAAAAGACUACCCACGUUGCUGCUGUACGAUGCUCCCGGGUUGCGCCUUUUCGAGCGUAUCACCUUUCUCGAAGAAUAUUAUCCGACCAAUGCCGAGAUUGAGGUGUUGGAGGCCUACGCAGAUCAGAUUGCACAACGCAUUCCGUCGGGAUCGAUCCUUGUAGAACUUGGGAGCGGCAACCUUCGCAAAGUCAACAUACUUUUACAGGCCGUUGACCGUCUCGACAAAGCUAUUGAGUACUAUGCUGUCGAUCUGUCAUUGCCAGAACUCGAGAGGACAUUCUCCGAAAUACCUACUGAAGGAUACAAGCAUGUCAAGUGCUUCGGGUUGUACGGGACCUACGAUAACGCUCUUGAGUGGCUAAAAUCCCCCGAAAUCGAAGCGAAGCCGAAAACGAUUCUUUGGCUGGGGUCUAGUCUAGGCAACUUUAAACGUCACGAGGUAGCACCGUUCCUUGCCGGAUUUGGAGAUGUAUUGCGGGCUAGUGACACAAUGCUUAUCGGUAUCGACUCUUGCAAAGAGCCCGAACGGGUCUUUCAUGCGUACAACGAUCGCGAUAACGUAACGCACGAGUUUAUCCUCAACGGACUCGAGCACGCAAAUGAACUCAUGGGCGAAACAGCUUUCAACCUCCAAGAUUGGGAGGUAGUUGGUGAGUAUGAUGAAGAAGCCGGGCGACACCAAGCAUUUGUAUCGCCGCGGAAGGACGUGGUCGUCGAUGGCGUGCCCAUCUCGCAGGGUGAGAGGGUGCGGAUUGAAGAGAGCUACAAGUAUUCUCGCGAAGAAGUAACAAAGCUGUGGGAAGGAGCAAGGCUUGCUGAGAACUCUGUUUGGGCAAAUUCGAGGGCCGAUUAUGGUCAGUUAGACCACCAUUCUGAUUGUGUCAAGUUUCUUACCAGUCUAGGUCUUCAUCUCGUCUCCAAGCCCGUUAUAUUCUUUCCUACGAAGCCCAAAGAGUAUGCUGCGGAGCCUGUGCCGUCAUUGUCCGAGUGGAAGGACCUCUGGGCUGCGUGGGAUGCCGUCACUAGACAGAUGAUCCCCGAAGAGGAACUCGUUUCGAAACCCAUCAAUCUGCGCAACGCAUGCAUUUUCUACCUGGGUCAUAUCCCUACCUUCCUUGACAUCCACCUCGCUCGUGCGACCGAUGGUAAACCUUCGGAUCCCGCCUACUUCUGGAGCAUGUUCGAGCGCGGCAUCGACCCUGAUGUUGAAGACCCAACUCAAUGUCAUGCUCAUUCAGAGAUUCCUGAUGAGUGGCCACCGCUGGCAGACAUUCUCAAACAUCAGGAGACGGUGCGGGAGAGGACCAGGGCGCUCUACACUCCAGGAGAAGCGGACUUUGACGGCCGGGUAUCUAGAGCUCUGUGGCUCGGGUUUGAGCAUGAAGCUAUGCAUCUUGAAACGCUGCUGUACAUGUUGGUUCAGAGUGACAGAGUGUUGCCACCUCCUGGUACUACUGUGCCUGACUUUGCGGCCUUGGCCAAACAAGCCGAAACGCUCGCAGUCGACAAUGAGUGGUUCACGAUUCCUGCAUCCGACAUCGAAAUGGGACUUGACGAUUCGGAUAGCGACUACACUACCAAGCGCUACUUUGGCUGGGACAUUGAGAAGCCUCUACGCUCCGCGCAUGUAAAGUCUUUUCGGGCAAAGGCACGCCCAAUCACCAACGGAGAUUAUGCCGCUUACCUUGCAAAGACGGGCAAGUCCGAAAUCCCCGCGUCGUGGUGCUCUCAAUCUGCGAGCAAGAGGGACAGUGUCGUCACUGGCCAUCAGAAUGGUGCCAACGGAACAAGUCAAAGCCUUACUGAAGGGAAAUACGUGCGGACAGUGUAUGGAACAAUUCCUCUCAAGCUUGCGAAGGGCUGGCCUGUUGUCGCUUCGUACGAUGAGUUGGCAGGCUGCGCUCAGUGGAUGGGCGGCCGCAUCCCUACCGUGGAAGAAGUGCAAAGUAUUUAUAAGUAUGUUGACGACAUGAAGACGCUCGACUUUGAGCAGUCGCUCGGAAACACCAUUCCAGCUGUCAAUGGUCAUCUAAUCAACAAUGGAGUCGACGAGUCGCCACCAUCACACGCUUUGUCGAACGGCAACUUCAGCGCAGCAACUAGUCUCAACCCACACGAUCACUUCAUCGGCCUUGGAGGUUCGAACGUGGGCUUCAAACACUGGCAUCCAGUCUCGGUGGUCGAAAAGGGCGAUAAGCUCUGCGGCCAAUCUGAUCUGGGCGGUGUUUGGGAGUGGACUAGUACUGUGCUGGAGAAGCAUGAGGGGUUUCAGCCGAUGGAGCUGUACCCAGGCUACACGGCGGACUUUUUUGAUGGGAAACACAACAUCACACUCGGUGGAUCGUGGGCGACGCAUCCACGCAUUGCGGGGCGCAAGACGUUCGUGAAUUGGUAUCAGCGCAACUACCCGCACCCAUCCAUCCAUCUGCAUCGCGCCUCGUCUGCCCCGCCCGCACUUCGGGAACCUUCCCAAUCGUGGGUCGUAGAGAUCUCCUUCACUGCCGCUAUGCGAAAUUAUUGUCUCAGCCGUUGCGUACUUGACCCACCAGAGCACCUCCGCAAUAUAAUUUCCCCACCCGCGAGCCUGCCCAACGACCGAGCACUUACUCAACCAAACUUGCACGGAAAGAGCACCGGUCCAAACACACAGGCAACAUGGUCCACGGGUUACUCUUUAGGUGGGAGGACUCGCAGGCGCUUAAGCACCACUGCGGAUUUUGCGAGCGACCCCUUAGCCAUCCUGGCGCGCGAGCUUCGUGUUUCGGUACUCAUGCUGAACGCCAUGUUCAUGCGCCUUCGGGGACACACGUGUACCUACUGUCUUUCUAUCGACGAGGCACACUACAAGCGCCAUAAAGACCUCGCCGACCACCUGUCUAGCAUUUACGAGAGUUGUGGCAACGGAGACUGGACAAUCAUACCUUCUGAAACCGAGGAGCGCGGACGAUCUGCAGCGUUCGAUUUUGAUUCGGCCGACAGCGGAGAAGUGGAUCGCAGUCUCACGCCAGAGGAGACACCAUCGUCGAAGCGCGAAAAGAAGGAUGCGAAGCGAUUGGCGAAAGCAGCAAGUAGAUCUAGAGUCAUCACCCAGGACGACAUCAGAUAUGUCGACUCAGUGCUACACUCGGCCGACGGUGUCACGGGCAGCGACGGCGAUGGUCCGCGGAAUCCUGAAGAGAUCGAGGAGAUAGAGCAUCAUUUGCGAUACAAUGCACACGUCUACAGCACCCAGCCGAACCGUCGUGAGCUCAAGAGGUUCGCACAGCUGCCGGAUGCAGACGUUGAUUUCGAUGCCGAAAUGGAGAGGAUACUAGAGACAUUCCGCGUCAUCGAGCUGAUCAAACGCAACACAAAGAACAGAGGUCUUCAAGGCAAGGAGCUUAAGACGUUUCAGACGCUGGUUGAUGGGUUCAAAAAGGCCAUCGUUGAGGAUCUUGUGCUAGUAAAGAAAGACGUGCUCGAGAUUAGGAUGCGGCGGGCUGGCUAUCUUCGAUACACUAAUAAGACCGCUUAUGGUAUCGUGGAGGACAGAUACUCGGAUAAAAAUUGGAAGACGGGCGAGAAGUUUACGUCUAGUUCGAGUGACUCCAGUGGUGUCAUGUCUCCUGUAGAGGAGAGCGGUGGGCUGCAGAGCAAGCAGCAAGAGAGUCCAUUACCCCAACCGCCUCCACCUACUGACAGACCCGAUCGAAGACAUCUCGAGAGUAUCCACAAGCGUAUAAAUGGCGAUGAUGGCCUAUACGACCCGGUAAUUGAGCCUUAUCGCGCACCGUUGCUGUCCUUGCUACCAGAUCCGACACCAUGGAAGAAGCCCGUUUCGCUGAAAGUAGUCGCCACUGAAGCCCCGGAAAUCAAAUCAGGCGUCAUGAACGCCUGGGGAAAGGUGGAUGCUCGAGCCCAACAUCUUGAAGGAUGGCAAACCGUCUCGCAUAGCAAGAAGCCCACAGCUAUGGUGGUUCAACCCAGCUGGGGUGAGAGGCCGUUUGCAGGCUCAUCUAGGGCUCACCAUUCUGGUGCUAAUCGUACACCCACUGACAGAGCUGAACUAUCCUCUUCAACUCAAACCAAAGGCAACGAUCGAAGCCCCGAAGCCCGCGCAGUUCGGCCACCGGCAGCUACGGCUGUCACCGGUUCGAACGAGCCUGAGCGAUUCCUUGCCCCUGCUAACGAGCCGGUCAAUGAUCUGACAGACGGACAUCCCGUGGUAUCUCAGAAGAAGAAGGCGAAGAAAGCACGCGAAGCAAAGCGUAAAGCUAAGAAAUCAGUUGUACAAGAAGAAGUCGCGAGCACUCUGGUGGUCCGAGGUGACAGCCUGGACGACACUACAGAUGAUGUCGAUAUGAUUUCAUCAAACGUAUCAACGUGGUCAAUAGCUGACAGCGAAGAUGCGCAAGAGCCCAAGAUACCAGGGGUAUCAAUAUCAUAUGGGGAACAGAUUGCCCAUAAGCUCCGAACCGUUGAGGUGGUACGUCAGGAAGUAUUCGAAUCGCAGGCUUUGAAGGCGCUGUCACCUCCGGCAUCAUGUACAAAUCUGGCUAUCACCAAACACGGCAAGCAUAUGCACUGGAUCAAGUUCACCCGUAACUUCGUCGUCGAUCAGCUUACUAGCCCAUUUUUGUCAUCAUGGUCAGGUUGCUCGCACGGAACCACUUGCGCAUUUGAGAGCAACGGUGUCCCCGACUGCCCAUUCCACACGCCACACUGCAGCUGCGUCGAUCCUCUGAAAGAUAUGUGCUACCUCGUCUAUCCCUGCGACGACCUAUGCUCCUCCGGUCCCUACAACCGCCUCCGUGGCGAGAAGCUAAUGGACAUGUACGAGAAGGAUAGCAGGACUAAGGGACGUCUCAUGCUCGUGGACGAAGAUUUGAUUUCCUACUUUAUGGAAGACCCUUCGUCUCGGGCCCGCAACCGUGACUUAAGCGCUGUGCCCGAGCGUUUGGCGGCCGAGUAUAUCGGUUGUGCGGACGGAUACAUACCUGGACCUCUCAUGGGGCAAGAGCGCCAAUUCGAGCACCUCUGGAACAAGAACAAGGUCAUCAAGGAACAAAUUUCGCGCAAUAUGUUGCAGGCCAUCCAGCGCCAGAAGUUCGAGCGUCCAGGUGCGGAGUACAUGUGCUACUGUCAAGAGAACGUACCGGAGGAGGGACUUGCGACCAAGAACGUAAUUACGUGCUCGCACCGCGACUGUGAUGUCGUCUACUUUCACAAGUCGUGCGUUAAGAACCUGGGUGUCGAUAAGGUCAGCCUCUGGUUUUGCACCUCGUGUGAGAAGAGGAUGAAGGUGCUGGCUCACCAGACACUGAGGAACCUCGGCUAUACGGAUGUUACCGAGGAGGACAGCAAUACCAACUUCGAUGAGAAGAAGUUUAAAGAGAUGCUGAAGAUACCAGAUAGUGCGAUGAGCAAGCUGAAAGAGCGUGUGGGACAUACAACAGGCAAAUUAGCAGGUUUUGGUAUGAUGACGUUUGAGGUUGAUGAAGGCGGGAGGAUGACGACCAAAGCGUCGCAACGCUUUUAGGUUUUCGAUGACCGAUGUAUCAUGUAUUCGACAUGGAUGUUAUGGAGGCCGAGGACCUUUAUCGGGUGACGACUAACAUCGACGAGCAACAUGUGUUUAGAGGUACGAUUCGCAUUUCUGUAGCCAU
This is a messenger RNA of Cucurbitaria berberidis CBS 394.84, 5866 nucleotides long. RefSeq lists its product as uncharacterized. The transcript is spliced from 11 exons. The record is from RefSeq and is a predicted model, not a curated record. NCBI's taxonomy places the organism in Eukaryota, Fungi, Ascomycota, Dothideomycetes, Pleosporales, Cucurbitariaceae. The coding region runs from base 124 to 5739 and encodes 1871 amino acids.